AUGCCUCCGCGCUAUAGGAACCGCGCUCUAAUUAUCGUGAGGGGCGAUGCCGACGAAGAGACUGCUGCCGUUGCUACUAUCGAAGAGAUUGCUGCCGCUGCCGCCGACGAAGAGACUGCUACCGUUACUACCGACGAAGAGACUGCUGCCGUUGCUGCCGACGAAGAGAUUGCUACUGUUGUUACCGACGAAGAGACUAUUACCGCUAUUGCCGACGAAGAGAUUGCUACCCUUGCCGAGUCGAUAGAAGAGAUAGAGUCCUAG
Purpureocillium takamizusanense is the source of this 264-nucleotide messenger RNA. RefSeq lists its product as uncharacterized. The record is from RefSeq and is a predicted model, not a curated record. Lineage: Eukaryota; Fungi; Ascomycota; Sordariomycetes; Hypocreales; Ophiocordycipitaceae. The transcript has 2 exons. Bases 1 to 264 code for a protein of 87 amino acids.